AUGAGACUUACCAACUUGAUUCUGGCCGCAAGUGCCGCUGGUUUAGCUUCUGCCUAUCCUCGUCCGAGGGACGUUGUUCCCAAGCGCGACAGCAUUGCCAAGAAGCGCUCUUCUGGCUUUACCUGGGUCGGCGUCAGUGAAUCCGGUGCAGAGUUUGGUUCUGCUAUCCCUGGAACUUUGGGUACGGACUAUACUUGGCCCACCACAUCUAACAUCAAGAUUCUGCGGGAUGCCGGUAUGAACAUCUUUCGGGUUCCCUUCUUGAUGGAGCGUCUGGUGCCCGACAGCAUGACUGGUACUCCGGCUGCCACCUACCUGGCUGAUCUCAAGACCACGGUGAAUUUCAUCACCGACAGCGGCGCUUAUGCGGUCCUUGAUCCCCACAACUAUGGAAGAUACUCUGGAAGUAUCAUCGAGUCGACCGCGGACUUCAAGACCUUCUGGAAGACAGUGGCCGCCGAGUUCGCCGACAACGACUUGGUCAUCUUCGAUACCAACAACGAGUACCACGACAUGGACCAGACUCUGGUUCUUGACCUGAACCAGGCUGCCAUCGACGGUAUCCGUGCCGCAGGCGCUACUACCCAGUACAUUUUCGCCGAGGGCAACGCUUGGACCGGUGCCUGGUCGUGGACUGACAACAACGACAACAUGAGCGGCCUCACUGAUACCGAGGACAAGAUCGUCUACGAGAUGCACCAGUACCUCGACUCGGACAGCUCUGGUACAUCCGAGACCUGCGUCAGCAGCACCAUCGGACAGGAGCGUCUGGAAUCGGCCACCGCGUGGCUGAAGGCCAAUAGCAAGAAGGGUUUCAUUGGCGAGUUCGCUGGUGGUGUCAACUCGGUCUGCGAGGCUGCCGUUGAGGGCAUGCUCGAGUACAUGAGCGAGAACAGCGAUGUCUGGAUGGGCGCUGAGUGGUGGUCUGCCGGUCCUUGGUGGGGAUCUUACAUGUACAGCCUGGAGCCAUCCACUGGCCCCGCUUACUCGACUUACCUCCCUAUCCUGGAGAAGUACUUUGUCAGUGGCUCUGGCUCUACCUCUUCGACUACGACUGCCGUGGCCGUAGCUGCCUCAACCUCGUCAACCUCCACUUCGUCCACCUCCACCUCGACUACCUCCGCCUCGAAAACCUCUGCUUCUACCUCUUCGACCUCCACUGCCGCUGAGCUUACCACUACCCCUAACAGCCAAGUCGAAGCCACCAGCCCAGCAGUCGACUCCGUAACCACCUCGAUCGUUACUGCGUACACUACCGCGUACACUACCUCCAUCGUCUCCGUCGCCGAGCCAACUACCGUUCCCGCCACAUCUAGCGCAACCACCCUUGUCGUCGCCCCAUCCACCACCCAGUCAGCUUCCAGCGCUUCCUCGACUGGAGCUCUCGUCGCGCACUACUACCAAUGCGGUGGAAUUAACUGGACUGGUGGCACCACCUGCGAGUCUCCCUACACCUGCAAGGUGCAGAACCCUUACUACUCCCAGUGCGUUUAA
This is a messenger RNA of Penicillium odoratum, 1494 nucleotides long. It is a transcript of the gene egl3, whose product is annotated as putative extracellular endoglucanase/cellulase. Lineage: Eukaryota; Fungi; Ascomycota; Eurotiomycetes; Eurotiales; Aspergillaceae. The transcript has 5 exons. Gene Ontology annotation, cellular component: extracellular region. Gene Ontology annotation, molecular function: hydrolase activity, hydrolyzing O-glycosyl compounds; cellulose binding. The record is from RefSeq and is a predicted model, not a curated record. Bases 1 to 1494 code for a protein of 497 amino acids. Gene Ontology annotation, biological process: glucan catabolic process.